CAAUGUCAAAUAGCUUCCAAAAAAAAAUAUCACUCAACACGUUUUAAAACUCUAGGUUGAGGUUAUGUGGAGUAGUAUAUUUAUUUUUUUGUACUUUUGUGAUUAAGUUGGAAUCUGCUCAUUUACUAAAAUGACUGAUUUUGUUUUGAAUGAUAGUGACACUGAAACGGACUCUGAUGAGGAGCUACAAGAAGCGUUUGCCAAAGGUCUAUUGAAACCAGGUUUGAAUGAAGAAAUCGAGAGAGUAGAAAAGACAUACGUUAAUAAUGUUGCGGAUUUAAAAGCAAAGUUGAAAGAGUUCAAAUUGAAGUUGCCAUGGGUAGAGACAUUGGAUUUGGUGACAAGUGUAGCACCUAUGGCUCCAGAUGUGGCCUUGCAAAUGCAGGAAACUGCUCUAAGAAGAAAAAACAUAAAAGAGAAUAGUAAAGGAAGUCGUGAAUAUGACCCAGCUCAAGAUCCUGUACUGAAUGAGUUCAAACGAGAGAACUUGAUCCACAGACAAGCCCAGGCCGCAGUCGUUGAAGGUAUCAAAAGACUGAAGGAACUUGGAGUACCCACUAGGAGGCCAGAUGACUUCUUCGCCGAGAUGGCAAAGACAGAUGAGCACAUGCAGAAGGUUCGGAAGAAUCUUAUGGCGAAGCAAGCUGCACAAGCGCGCACUGAGAAAGUUCGUCAGCUCAGGGAACAGAAGAAGAUUGCUAAGCGGGUUCAGAUUGAUACGAAACUGAAACAGGCUGCAGAAAAACGUCAAAUGCUUGAACAGUUGAAACGGGUGCGUAAAGGGAAAUCUGCAGAUUUGGACUUUUUAGAUGACAAUAAGGGUAAUAACAAGAAUAAAGGUCCACCAAAAGGAGCUCAGAAUAAAAUCAACAAGCGGAGAGCUAUGAAAGAUAAGAAAUUCGGUUUUGGAGGCAAAAAGAAGGGUUCUAAAUUAAACACGAGGGAUUCGUCAAAUCAAAUGGAUGGUUUCAACAGUUCCGCUAAGAAAACAUUCAAUAUUAAGAAUAAAUCUUUCAAACCGAAUAAUAAUAAAAAGAAGAAUCUUAGACCUGGAAAGUCAAAGCGACGAAAUGCUAAGAGAUAAAUACAUAAGAUAAGAAUAAGAUAUAAGAAU
This is a messenger RNA of Amyelois transitella, 1114 nucleotides long. RefSeq names its product probable rRNA-processing protein EBP2 homolog. Gene Ontology annotation, cellular component: nuclear periphery; nucleolus; preribosome, large subunit precursor. The transcript has 6 exons. Gene Ontology annotation, biological process: rRNA processing; ribosomal large subunit biogenesis. Lineage: Eukaryota; Metazoa; Arthropoda; Insecta; Lepidoptera; Pyralidae. The coding region runs from base 131 to 1084 and encodes 317 amino acids. The record is from RefSeq and is a predicted model, not a curated record.